AUGAGCUUUUCUUCCUUACUUUCAGGUCUUCGUCAAAUCAACGAGGAAGAUCUUUACGAGUUUCUCUACGACUUGUACGUAGAUCACGCACCUCCAGAAAAGCAGCAUUUAGGUUAUGUCGACAAGUCAAGAGACUUAUUGCAAGUUACUCUUCCUAAAUCCAACAUCGAUCUAACAAUAUCGCAAUCGCUUUCUGGUUUAUCUUCAGGAAAAGAGACAUCGAGUACAGGAUUCAUAUGCUGGCAGAGCGCCAUCUAUAUGGCUGACUGGAUAUUGGCAGAUUCUAAGUGCCCAUUCAGUCAAGUUUUUGAACCCUCGUCGAAACUACUGGUGCUUGAACUAGGUGCUGGUGUUGGAGGUGUACUUGCAUCGGUGGUGGGACCAAAAGUUGGCCACUACGUAGCGUCUGACCAAAGACAUAUUCUCAAACUAUUGAAGAGCAAUUUCGCUGAAAAUGUAGUCAGCCUUCGAUAUACUAGUGCCACAACAGACAAGGCAGAUGGUGGGCAACCGAAACGAACCGAGGAUAUAGAGUGGAGUAAGAUUGACUUCAUUGAAUUUGACUGGGAGAGAAGAGACAUUGGAACCACCAACUUUGCACUGAUCACAGGCAGAAACACACCAGACAUUAUUAUUGCCACAGAUACAAUUUACAAUGAGUACCUAAUACCGCAUUUUGUUGCUUCACUCAAAGCUAUGAUGUCAGACGAUUCAAUUGCCAUACUUGUGGUUCAAUUGAGAGACGAGGACAUAGUCGAACGUUUUUUGCAGGAAGUCUAUGACCAAAACUUGUUUUUGCACGCAGUUCCUGACCAUCUUCUAAGUAGAGAACUCCUUCAAGGAUUCAUGGUCAUAUGUAUCACUAGAAUAUCCGUAGAACUGUGA
Molecule: messenger RNA, 885 nt
Organism: Clavispora lusitaniae ATCC 42720
Lineage: Eukaryota; Fungi; Ascomycota; Pichiomycetes; Serinales; Metschnikowiaceae
Product: S-adenosylmethionine-dependent methyltransferase
Source: RefSeq, a predicted model, not a curated record